Molecule: messenger RNA, 24456 nt
Organism: Strongylocentrotus purpuratus (purple sea urchin)
Lineage: Eukaryota; Metazoa; Echinodermata; Echinoidea; Camarodonta; Strongylocentrotidae
Exons: 106
Coding region: 311-24160 (7949 amino acids)
Biological process (GO): protein dephosphorylation
Molecular function (GO): protein binding; protein tyrosine phosphatase activity
Source: RefSeq, a predicted model, not a curated record
CUGCGCAAAUUAUAUGGUAGAUUGUGCAUUUAAAAGAGCAUCUAGCUUUGUGAGUCGAUUCAUCAUUGAGACCAAUCUCUGGUGCACGAAAUUCUUCCAAAAUCCCAGGUGUAAAAGCUAACGUAAAGACAAGGGGGUAAAGAAGUACUCAUCUCUCUUGGAAAGUUAGAAUGGACAAGGAGUCUCGAACCUCCAGAUCGACAGCACCACUUCCUUCGGUUUUGAGAUCUCAUGGACGGUGGUUGGAACCUGGGACUACUACAUCAUUACUGCCUCUCUAGAAUCUGGUGAGGAAGCCCCUGGAUAUCCUAUGAACACCACCUCAAUGUCUGCACAACUGAUCCAUCUGUACCCUGAUACAGCUUACGAAAUUGUGGUACUACCUAAACUGAACGAUGGAGGAGAAGGCUCACCGGAUGCUACAACGGGCACAACUGAUGUCUCCCGCAUAGAGGUGACGGUAAGGAGCGAAACCUUUAUCAGUGUUGCUUACACCUUGCCCGAGGACGAGCCAUCUUCCAAUCAGCAAAUAAGACUUGGUCAUUUCGGGAGUACAUUGCAGACUUCUGGUAAUCAGCCAGUAAAUAAUAUGGGGAGCAUCAUCUUCAAUUCAUUUCCCGCUGUCUCACCGGGAGAUCUACUGUACGCAUCAAAUGCUCCAUCGAGUGACCUAACCAACUACUUGAAUGAGAUCCACUUCAGAUAUCCUCCAAAUCCCCCCCAGAAUGUCAUGGUAAAUCCAUCGCCAGGCAAUGCUUUUGCAGUGACCUUCGACCUUCCAGCAACUGGUGGCAACUAUGAUGGAUUUAAGAUCCGUGUCAACGACGAAGUGCGGGAGACUCUGAUGGGCAGUGCCACGACUUCAGUGAUCAUCGACGGUUUGGCCCCAAAUACGCCGUAUACGUUCGAUGUGACGUCUUUUGUGGGUAUCGGCGGGGAUGAAGCAGAAAGCGAAAUCUUCAGUGACACCCGAAUUCUAGUGAACUUUAACCUCAUCCUGAGAGAGGAGACAGUCCUUGGUCUAUCUUGGGGCCAACCUGUAGGCACGGACUAUGACAGUCUUCGGCUGGAAGCAUCUUUUGGACUGAACAGCAGAAACGUGGACCUGCCAGCUGAAUCUCUAGCUUUCAACUUGACCCAACUUACUCCCGGAACCGAGCACACUGUGUCUCUUUACAAGAAGAUGGGCGAAGACAGAGGGGAUCUCAUCACACAGAAUACAUUUCAGACAUUGCCUGCCACCCUGGAUGCAAGCACCAUCACCUUCUCUGUGAAGGAGAAUGGUGACCUGGUAUCGAACUGGAGAGUUCCACUAGGAGUGGUGGAUUAUUAUGAGGUUACUGUCACCCCAGGGGACCUGGUCUUGAACAUCACAGCGAACACGUACACAUUCACUACUUCUCUGGUCCCGUCGACCACUUACACGUUCAGCAUCAAAACUUUUACGGGUGGCUUUGAGUCGACAGGCACAGCUACGGAAAACAGACUUACAGGCCCUGCAGCCCCAGGAGGCAUCGAGAUUACUGCUUACUCAACUGGAGCCGAUAUCGAUUGGACAGAUGUUCCCGAUGCAGAAAUGUAUCGUGUUAUUCUCAAAAAUUCAAGCGGUAGCACUUUGUCUGAUGAUAUGUACGAUGGACCUCCAUUUGAGCCACAGGACUUGGAAGAAGCAACUGCCUACUCAGUUUCCAUCACGUCGAUAGACACAAAUGGAAUUGCUGGAGAACAGCUCACUGGCAGGACCAGCACCAUGCCCUUCACGACAAUCACACGCUUUGCAGAGGUGACUUCCAGGACGGGGGACAGUAUAACCCUAGGCAGCUUGACUGCGGGUGAUGAGGCAUCAGCAGAAGGUGGUGGUUCAGUCUUGGCUGAUGUGUUGGGGAACGCAGUUAUAUUCGGAUUAUCACCGGCCAGGUGCUAUAGAAUUGAAGUCGCCAGAAGUUUAGCUUUAAUUGAUUUUUUUGAAGAAUGCACCCUGCCUGAUCCACCUUCUGUGACCGUACAGAGAGGGAGCCCUACUGAUUCACUGCUGUUGUUGAACAUCACCGCACCAAGCAGUAGCAGUGAAUUGGUGACAUACGCUGUAACCGGUGGGGGAUCAGAUGUGCCUCAGACAGUCACAGACAUUUCAUCUUCGAUCUCUUUCUCUGGCUUGGAACCGUACACAAACUACACCUUCACAGUGGUGUCUGUGUUCAUGAAUCUGGAAAGUUCAGAGGUCACCGAAUCAGAAAGCACAGCUCUUAGUAGUCCUUCGAACUUUGAGGCUACAUUGACCACCUAUACUGAAAUCACUUUGGAGUGGACAGCUGUUCCUAAUGCUGCAAUCUACAUUCUAAGACGAACCCCAGGAGAUGAUCAAGUUAUGACUAAUCAGCCCAGCCAUACCUUCACCGGCUUACGGUCAAGCAGAGUCUACAGCUUUUCUAUCAUUAGCUCCCGCGCCGGGGACUUUGACAGUGAAGAAGUGACUAUCGAUGCUUCCGCAGAGGAGAUUCCUGCAGGGCUACUCGUGGUUACAGAUGUGACCUCUGAAGGGGCCCGCAUCCAAUGGGGAACAUAUGACGGUGUUACCUUCUAUUCAAUAACCUUCGAUCCUGUUGACGCAGUUAUACCUAAUAAUGGCGCUCUUGUGCCUGACAUUAACAUUGAAAUCCACACACCCGGCAAUAUCAUUAAUGUGACUCUGGGGGAUUUACUCAAUAGCGUUGAUGUAUUAGCCUUCACACAACUCAGAAGUGGGCCUGGAUCGCCAAUAGGUCCGUUAAACAUCUCCGGCUCCGUCCUCACGGCCAACAUUACAUGGAUAUCCCCAGCAAGCCCUCAUGAUGGCUUCGAGGUAUACAUUACAAAUUUGGAUUUGCCUAGCGGGGAGCGCAUUCUCAAAGAGACAUUGUCCAACAACCCUGGGUUCUACAUUGUGACAGGUCUUAUUCCAGGAACAACCUUCGAAAUCGAGGUUGGGACAUACCUUGAUCCUGUGGGAAUGUUCCCAUUGCAGAGGAGUGAACAGAGUAUAAAUCUGCGUAAUAAUAUCACGACAGAUGCCCCUGAACGUGAGGAGAUUCUUCUUGUUGACUGCGGUACAGACUACAUCCAGGUGGCGUGGGGAGUGUCAUCCUAUACCUAUGAUCAUUCGAUCGAACCUACUCAUGAGGGAACAGAAAUGGACCUAGACAUGGUCAAUGGUCUUGUUACCUAUCGUGGUUUGCAGCCAGGCACUCAGUACACUAUCUUCAUUACGAACAGCUCCGUGGGUGUGUCUUUGAAUGUGUCCUCAUUCACGGUUCCACUACCACCAAAUGGCUUGGCUAUGUUGUCCGCCACCUAUGACCAGAUAGUGUUGUCGUGGGAUGAGAGCUCUGGUCAGGGCAUAGAGUACGAGAUUGUUGCAACGUCUAAAGCAUGUGGAGGGAUCUCUCUCCCGGUGAUGAACACUAGUGAUCUUAACAUAACGCUGACGGAUCUAAGGAUUGCUACAAACUUUACGAUCAGCGUUGUGGCCGUGGCCAAUGAGGAGAAGAAGAGUGACCCUGCUGUUAUCACAGUAUCUACAGAUUCCAAUGGAGUUGUGGACGGCAGGGUGACCGUAAUACCCAGCAGAGAUAUUGGAGACGACCAGCAAGAAAUAUUGGCACUUUAUUUGUUUGACACUGAGUUUACAUUUACAUCCCUGUCCAUCUCAACAAGUGGAUCUUGUGAAGAUUCAAGCUUCAUAACAUGGAUCUUAACAAGGGGAAUAAUUGUAGGCUUUAAUGUGACUUCUCCCUUCGGGCAUCCAUUCACAGAGUACAGGACAGAUCCUCAGAUCCUUAACAGUGUAUCCCUUUCGAAAACGAUGGAAACGUCAACUCAGUUCAGUUGGACUGACCCGUCCACAGGCAGCUAUGAUGGUGUUAUAUUAGUCGUGACUUCCCUUCAAGAUCAAGAAUACUCUCCUCCAGGACAGCAGUUGAGAACGUUCAAUCCAUUAGUCCAAUACACCUUAGAAGCCCUGAAACCCUCAACCAGUUACAACGUCCGUGUGAAGGCCCUCAGCAAUGCCACGGCUAGAUUUGAAGAACAAUUUGGCCCUGAAGAGAGGAUCAGCUUUACUACACUGUCUCUACCAGCUUCUGAAGUAUUCAUUUUGGAGAUGGGUAACUCUUCAGUGGAAUUAAUCCAUGGGGGCAAUGGCAGUUCAUUCAACUUUAGCAUCAACCCAGACCAUGCUGUAAUCGUACCAGGCGACAACAACAGGGUAGCCUUCACCAAUCUCAUGCCAGGAACCGUCUAUAACGUUUCAAUCUACGUCGUCGAUGAAGAUCUCGAGAGUUCAUUUCUGCUCAGAUUGCCUCCAUUAACACCUAUGGUAGCUGUCAGGGAUACCACAGAAACCACAAUAACACUGGACAUCGUGGCGGGCCCAGGCGAUGCCGAAACGUAUGCCAUUAGAAUCGCAUCCACCAACCCAGACUUCUGUUCGUAUGAAGAUAUAAGGAACAUUGAAUUCUUUAAGAGUGGUGACUACGUCAUCGACAACCUCCCACCCUCGCUGAUGUAUAACAUAGAGGUCAGGUCUGAAGUUGCAGCAAUUGAUGACGUUUGGCUAGAGGCAUAUAGCCCAGGUGUAAACCUCAGUGCAUCUACAGAAUUGGUCCCAUUAGAUGGUUUCACCGUCAUCAACAGGGGAGAAGAGAGCGUAAAUCUUGCCUGGUUUUCAAACACCACCUCGAAUCUCACUCUGACGAGUUGGUCGAGGGAUCAGAGUGUGACUGAAACCCUCCUCUCUGAGACGGAUUGCUCCUCCCCACGAAUAAUGGAGAUUGACUUGAACCGUACCGGCACUGUAUACAUCAUAGCAUACAAUCCAGACUCCUCGGAAGGGUUCAAUUACACCACCCGAACAGACCCAGCGGCUGUUAUGGAUUUGAAUGUCACUUCGGCAAACCAAACAUCUAUUGAAGUUACCGGGAAACUUCCAUCUGUUGGGGAUGUGGAUCGUGUGGAAUUGACAUUGACAUCACCGGAAGAUGGGCGAUACACUACUCCGGUUGAAACUGCAUCAGUGAUAGAAGAGGGCUAUCUUUUCACCAAUCUCCUGCCUAACACCUUGUAUUAUAUUUCUGUAAGGAGUGUUCUCAAUUCGACCGAUGAGUUUGAGGAGCAAAAGAGUAGACCGUACAACAUUACCAAACGAACAGAUGUUCCUGUUUCACCAAUGAUAUUUGAGAUUGAUCGCAAUGAGACGGCCAUCGUGUAUAGCAUAGGAGCUUUCGAUGAUUCCGAUGUGACACUAUCCCCUAACGGGGAUUGGAUGAGUAGUUACGAAACUGAUCAUACAGUUUUCAUCACUAACUUGCUCCCCGGUCAGCUGUACAAUGGUACCAUUUCAACCGCCGAAAUACUCCCUAUCCAAUUCAGAUUACGUCCUAGCAUGCCUGAAAUUACUGUUCUUAACAUGACGGAGUCCAGCAUCGCAUUAGGUCUCCAGCCUGGCAACGGCAUUCUAGAUGAGUACAUCAUCACCAUUCAAUGCAUGGAUGCUACUCAAGACCACUGUGUUUGCGAAGAGGAACACAGAGUUCCAGGAAAUGCAAAGACCUUCGUCAUCGAUGACCUUCGACCCAGUGUUGAGUACAGAAUCAGUGUUGUAGCAUGGGCUGGAUCGGAACUAGCUGAAACCAGUGUAGAAGUUACUCUGGAAGUGACGACUCUGGGGAUUCCUGAUGGUCGCUUCACGGUUUUGGACCAGACACCAGAUAGUGUCAUCUUGGCCUGGACAGUGAGUGGACCGGCCAAUAUCACCAUGGAACGUUUGAUGCCCAGUGGUUAUGUCCUCAAUGCCACAUACGUGUACGACGGCUGCUUCAGCUCUAACGUGCUUGAGGUCAGUGGUCUGGAACCCGUCACAAUUUAUCGCUUCACCAUGCCAGACGAUGUAUCAAUUCUCAUCAGAACAGAUCCUCCUUCAAUUGAAAAUUGUUCCGUGGAGACCACGUCUUCAGGCUACACUUUUACUUGGUCAGCCUUAGCCCCUGGCAGUAACGAUGGCUACCAGGUGACCGUCACCGAUUCACAAGGUGACCUUGUGCAAGAAGAGGCAGUUCCUCCCACAGACGACCCAGAAGUGGUUAAGAUCAGGGUCCCACCUGAAACCGAACUCACACUGGCAGUCAAUUCAUGGUUGGCAGCUGAUGACACAGACAACUUUCCUCAGCAGUUUGGGGCCGUGCCCUGUAUUCAAAACGCUGUCACUAAGUCCCUGGAAGCUGGGGAAGUAUCUCCCACGAAUGUAACUGUCAAUGAGAUCCCCUUCGUUGUGGGUAACGCCAGUGCCCUGGAAGGAUUCGAGGCUUAUGCCUUUGCGGUAGAGCCACCUGGCCCUGUGAUCAGCUUCAACGAGGAUAGUCUGACGGGAGUCUACAGCAAUGUCAUCCCUGGACAGCUAUACACCAUCACCUCCACCAUCGAAGGCACGGACGUCACGUUCACCCUCACAGAAAGAGCAAAACCGUUGCCCCCUGUCGAUGGCAGCUCACCAUCUGCUGGUGUCACGUCUGUCCGUCUCCAAUGGGAAACACCAAGUGGCAUCGUCACCUUCUACAGGGUGACAAUAAACCCAACCCUCGACACGGAUCAGAACUUCAUCGAGGUUACGAACCUCCUGCCAGGCACGGACUACAAUGUGUCUAUUGUGGCUAUCAGUGGCACUGGGCUAUAUCAGCAAAUAAGCGAUCCGAUUGAGUUCCAGGUCAUAACUGAUAAUUUGACGACCGGGGAGCUCGUCUUUGUAGAUGUGACUUCUUCAUCUAUGACUGCCAUUUGGCCGGACAGUGGUUCACCGCCGUAUACGCCAUUUAUCAUGAUAGGAACUGAGAACACACUUUCUGCCCCGAGUCCCGAUGGCAACAUGCUCAUCAUAACAGAAGGUGUGAAGUCAUCACAGAUUUAUGUUUUCACUAUCUACGAUUCCACUUUUGCAUUUGUGGUGGCAAAUAAUUCUGUUCGAACAAAUCCUGAAACCCCACAGCCACCAAUCCUGACCAGCGUAGGACCUUUCAGCCUGUCCUUUGAGUGGGCCCCUACCAACACAACCUUCUCAUCCUACAGGAUGUACUAUGCCCCUUUCUCUUUCAGAAGAGAACUUAUAUCCACGAUUCCGAAUAACAGCUCGGACCUGACGUACAGCCAGGGGUGUCUGAGACCCAACACGGAGUAUGUUUUCGAGGUAGAGACUGUUUUGGAUGCAGCUGAUGGGUUUGGUGAACAGACAAGUGAUUCUGCACAGUCAAUCUCGAUUACAACACGUCAAUACGACAACAACGAACCCCACGUCUCCAGCACCAACAACACCAACCUUCAGGUCAUCUGGCUGGAUGCUGCCACCAACGGUCAACAAGUGUGUCUGAAGGAACUCUGCAGCACCCUACGAGGUGACACGCCCAUGUGUCUCCCAACCAACCAGACGUGCCCGCUGUUCUACACCUUCGAGGGGCUGGUACCCGGCAGGAGAUAUGUGGUCUACGUAGAAUACAACGACGGGACAAUGGAGGAUGUCAUUUUCACGCAAACAAAACCGAACCCUCCAGAGUCCCUCAACGCUACUGCUCUUGGUUCCGAUGAGAUUAGAGUCCUCCUCUCCCCACCCCAGGGAGAGUUUGACGGUUACGAGCUCUCCUUCUCUCCUAAUUCCGCCGGCGGUCCCAUCUUGCUUGAACCAGACACGCGGGAGCAUCUCCUGUACAAUCUCCAAAGUUAUACUACUUACAACAUCCAGGUGUUUGCUUAUAGUGGAAGCAGUGGACAACGGCUAGAGGGUGAUGCGAUCUCAACAACAGCCACCACUGAUGAGGAAAUUCUUGUUGCUACAAACAUUGAGACCAAUCAGAUCUUCGUUUUGUGGUCAACGGAAACAGAGAUGCUCGAUGUCGACUCCUUCCAGACGUUCAGACUCUCGUACUUCUCGAUGGUGUCUGAUUCAAUCCCCAUCCCCAAAAACGCCAUGUCUACCAGCAUUGAUUACGGCCAUUCAGUCACAGACCUAGUACCAGGAGAUCUUGUCACGUUCAACCUUGAGACUGUCACGUUAAGUGGCCAGGCUACUUUAGUAGACACUAUCAUCCGCCGAACAAAGCCUGAAAUGGUUGCAAUGUACCAAGUACAGACAGAUUCAUCAACUAGCAUCCGGCUGCUGUGGAGAGCACCAUCUGUUGGCCUGUACCGGGGAUAUCUCGUAUCGUACUCACCAGCCGACGGAGACCAGAGCUCGCCCAUAGAAUUAGGGCCGGAUGAAGAAGAAUUGACCAUCACUGGACUUCAGUUUAACCAGAUGUAUAAUGUCAGUAUUAGGUCGAUCAUGGGGAAAGAAGGCACCUACAUUGAGAGUGACCCAGAAUCUGCCAAUGUUACAACAGGCGAGGGCGAAGAAAACGAGGUCAAUAUCCGCGACCUUACUUCAACGUCUGUAUCCUUCACCUGGUGGGGGACUGGAUCGGUUGAAUCCCCCAUCGGACUCAUGCCCAUCGGAAGCUGCAUGGCGGAAGAACCACCUGAACAGGAAGUGACUUCUAGAGCGGCGACAUUUGAUGACCUUAUGCCUGGUGCCAGAUAUGCUAUUUCCGGCAUUGGUGGAGAUAAUGCAGAGUUUAUAGCAGUGCCUGACCAAGUAAGCAACAUCGUCGUGAAAUUCAUCAACUCUAGUGCGGUCACCUUUAGCUGGACGGCGCCCUCUGGCUGCUACGACCGGAUAGAGAUCAGUUACGCCCCAGACACCUGCACCAACCCGUCACCAAUUGUGCUCAAUCAUGAUGAAGGCAAUGAGUACACUCUGACUCUUCUACAAGCCAACGAGGAAUAUCAGUUAUCCUUUGUUACUCUUCAAAUGACAGCCAGGAGCGAGCCCUAUGUAGCCAGCGUACGCACAACAUGCCCUGAAAAGGAGAAACUCAAUGUGGGCUCUGUACAGGCAGACAGCAUUUCCCUCACCUGGGGAAACACUACCCAGGCCACUGCAACCGGUUUCACACUUGUGGCCACGCCCGAAUCUUCCACCCCCAUCAUCAGGGAGCUGGAUCUGUCUGUGUUAGAAUACACAUUCGAUGGAUUGAUGAGUGGAGUGGAGUACACUGUAGUGCUCUAUGUGAACGGCACCGCAAUCACUGAUAGUGUUACACAGACUACGUGUCCAAGUGAAGCCCAGAAUGUGACUGUAAUCUUCUCUACCCAAACUUGCCUGACCUUCGCUUGGCUUCCACCAGAGGGGAACUUUCACAGCUAUGAGGUUUUUGUCAGACAUGGCAAUCCUCCAGUGUUUGUCUUAGAGCGGACUGUUUAUCCAGAUGAUGAUCUGAAUGUGUUGGUAGAGAACCUCGAUGCCAGCACACUCUACACCAUCGGUGUGGUCACCGUUGUUGACGGAUUUAAGGGGAUGCCCGCCCUCGCCAUUCAGCGAACAACUGAUAAUCUUGUGAUGACCUCAACCGUGGCUGGUGAUAGCCAGGCUGUGACAGUCUCUUGGCAGAGACCUGAUGGCGCUGACUACUUCAACCUGGUGUACAUUCCAGAUAACGGCGACAUGGCCAAUAGUGAUUUGACCAACCUCACUGACCUCUCGGUGACCAUCGGUAGCCUGACACCUGGCAAGAGAUAUGUCUUUAUUCUGUCUGUUCACGACAUGGAUGGACAAAGCGCUUUGCUGGCGCAGACUUCAUAUACUCUCAGACCAGAGAGGCCAUUAAUCCUUGGCGUAAUGUCUUCUGUAACUAUUGCUGCAAUGGCCGUAACAGCACAGGAAGGAGUGUAUGAAACGUACAAGAUUAGUAUAAGUCCAUCAGGCAGAACUCUCCAGGGUGACCGGGCAGCAUUGAUCUUUCAGUACAUAUCAGGGCUUGAACCCGACACAGACUACAUAGCCACUGUUACUUUCAAGACCGGUGAUGAAGAAGCAGAAGCGGACUAUGAAUUUGAAACAAAUCCUCUUAUAAACGGCCGACUUUAUUCAGAUGAGGAGACAACCGAUUCUAUUCGACUUGUCUGGGAAGAGAUUCCUGACACAGACACAUAUGCCAUUCAACUCGACGACAGGUUAUUCUUCACUCUUGAGACUUCAUAUGUACUGACUGGUUUAAAGGCUGGUACCGAGUAUUCCCCUACUCUUUUGGUCAGGAAGACGGGGAUGACUGAAUUAGAUAAUGUAGAUACUGCCGCUAUUUAUACAUUACCAGAACCAGUCUUGUUCUUUGAAGUGAAGGAAAUUAUUGACAACAACGUCACUUUUGUUUGGAGUGGCCCAUCCUCAGACUUUGAUAGAUAUGGUCUGGCUAUCGCACCACCAAUCGUCGAUUACAGGAUAUCUCUCGAUGAGAAGGAGAUUACCAUACAGGUCAACACAAAUAAAGAGUUCCUAGCCUCAAUCUACACCUAUGCCGGACCUUGGUCUAGUGAGCCUUCAACACUGAAUGUCAUCAUAGACCCAAGGGAACCUGGGACUAUUGACGUGGAAGAGUUGACCUCGACAUCCAUCUCAAUCACGUGGACCGAGAUUGCAGGAAUCACCGACUAUAUUGUCAACCUCACCCUGGCCAGCAACAACACUGAGCUGUUCUCGGGAGUCAUCAGAAGUUCCCUCAAGGCCAGCUUCUCAGGACUGAUGCCGGGAGAGGAGUACAUCAUCAAAAUUGGGUUACAGUGCGCCGGAGAAGUUCUCUCUCUUCGACAGUAUACAUUACCUCUUGAGCCGGUGUGCGCCGUCUUUACUUGGGUCACCGAAGACUCUGUCACCCUGCAGUGGUCUCGUCCUGAAAGCCAGCUCUUCGGUUACGAGAUCAUGUAUGACGACGGCAGUGGUCCAUACAGUCCUAUCAAUGUGUUCGACAGGAACUCUUUGCAGUUGGAGAGAACAAUCAUGGGUUUGAUGGACGGACCAGGUGUUGAGGUGAACAUCACCACGCUCGCUGGUGCAGGAAUGACCCAGACCAGAAGCAACCCCGUCAAGAUCAGUCCAAGUUCCCUUGGCAGUGCCUUCAACAUUACAACGGUGACAUCAACCAGCAUCGCGUUUGGAUGGUAUGACCUUCCAGACGCAUCCGAGUAUGAUGUCUGCAUUCAGCAGAUUAUGGGGAAUGCCACUUGCCGUAACGUGACUGAGAAGACGACGGAAUUUAGUGACCUUUUCCCUGGUGCAGCCUACACAUUUUCACUAGGGUGGGAGUCUGCGUGUGGAGUAACCCUCACCUUCAACACUGUACCCAUAAGUCCUGCCAAUCUGUCUUUGGGCAGCAUCUCCUCUUGCGCAGGUCAAGUGACGUGGGAUAUCCCUGAAAGUGAGUACGAUUUCUUUGAAGUGACCUACAGUCCAGACCAUGGCUUCACCAACUCUCCAGCUCCCAUCUACCGCAUGGACAUCAAUGAGAACCAAACAAGGGUUGAAUUUUCUUUCAUCGGCAUUCUGCCGGACACCAAUUACAACGUCACAGUGGUCACGGUCGUGGGGGCCCUCGAUGUGAGGAGUGAGCCCUCGUACAUCUCUUUCAGAACAGAGUCUCCUGCAAAUGGCAGUGUAGCAGUUACUGCGCUGUCUGCGGAUUCCAUUCAGGUCGGAUGGGGCAACAACACUCAGGAUUAUGUUAACAUACGAUUCAACCUGGACGGCGAGAACCAGACUGUGUGCGAGAACGAAUUUAUCUGUGCUGUUGGCAACGGCAGCGAGUUUUUUAACAUCAAUGACCUCCAAUCUGGUCGGAAAUACCACGUCUUCAUUGAUCAGGAUGGUGUGUGUGGAACCCUUCAGCAGUACACACGUCCGUUACCACCAGUCAACAUAGAGACUGCCGACAGCCAACUUACCUCGCUCUUAAUCGCCUGGUCCGACCCAGGCAACGAGACCAUGUUUGACCGGUACUACGUCGCCUACGAGAGAGCGGAUGAGCUUGGUAACUUCACAGAGGUGGGUUACCUCUAUCCCAAUGUGACCUCUAUCUUCCUGGAAGGACUAACGCCACGCACAGAAUACCUAUUCAAUGUGUCUACGGUCGUGGGCGAGGGAAAAGCCCAGGCUUUCAGCGACGGGGAAUUGUAUUCUGCAUACACUGCUGAGGCCAAUGGGACAGUUACAGUCUUUGAAUAUGACACGACCAGCAUCAUGUUUACCUGGCCGAACAUGACCUCUGACCUCAACGUUAGCAUCUCCAUCAUACCCAACGAUGGCGCCCUUGACUUGAACAUCGGUAACAGAAGCGCUCAGGUUACUGGCCUUGUUCCUGGGAGACUCUAUAAUAUCAGCGUCCUACCAUUUGAAACCAUCUUUCAAAGAACAAAGCCUCUUCCUCCAUACAACGUCUCGAUCUGUCCAGAUGUCGGCGAGACCUUCUUCUCGUUCUGCGUGAGGCUCACUCCACCAACAGGCGACUACAAUGCCUUCUACGUACUCACCAUGGACGACUUCCAGGCAGUACAGGAGCGAAGAAAGAGGUCCCUGCAAGAAUUUGGCUUUGAUUUGGCGAAAAGAUUGGGAGGAAACGAACUUGAGACUGUCCUUGAUGAUUUGGUGCCAGACACAGGUUACACUGUGCAGGCUGUGACCGUUAGCGGUGCAGGAAGUAUGAAUGAGGAAUGUAGCGCACCGGUUGAAACUAUCGGCAGAACUUUGAUGAUAGGAGAGACUGAACUUGUCUUCACGAUGGUCAACUCAACAGCGUUUAGAGUAUGGUGGAACCGCGAUCGCAAUUUCACCGGGAAUUACAACAUCACGGCCCCGCCCAGUGACCAGCAAAUGCUGAUGUCACAUGACUCGAUACCAUUCGCUGACUUUGAGGGCGUGCUUUCCUCGACAGUUUACAAUGUCUUGGUUGAGACCGGCCCGUCUGGUCCUGUAGCAGCGGGAAGUGUGAGAACUGAUCCUGAUUUGGUCAGUAAUGUCUUCCUGACAUCUCUCGACGAGAUCACACUCAUUGCAUCUUGGGACCCACCCGACGUUGUCACAAGCUCCAAUGAGAUUCUGCUUACACUCUCAACAAACAGCACGGAGGUGCGAUCUGUCAAUGUUUCAGGAAAUGUCACUGAAUUUGUUUUCAAGUGUCUUGAGCCAGAAACGGAAUACACAGUAGAACUCGUCUCCCUGCUGCAGGAGAGCGGAUCGUUUGAAAAACAAUACGCAACCGAAACACCACCAACUGCCACAAAUUCAACAGUGGGCCUGCGUCCAGCUAACGAGUCUACACCGGUUGUUGACUCUUUAACUUCCACCAGCAUUGCUGUUCGUUGGGGGCGCCUGGGCCAAGCCGGCUACAGCGUCUGCCUGGUCGAGUACUGCCGCCAGCGCCUGGAUGACCCUGUGUGCCUCACUAAUAACUCUGACUUGUGCAGCAUUGAGGGAGAGUUUGAUUCUCUAGACCCAGGGCAGCUCUAUAUUGUCUCCUACAUGGACCCCUAUGGAGUGUCUAUGGAACUGGAGAAAGUGAGAACAAGGCCUUCACCCCCAUCCUCCGUAACCAUCACAGCGGUCAGCUCUCGCCUGAUCGAGAUUCGCUGGACUCCACCGCCAAACAUCGCUGAGAUGGUCCUUGAGUACUUUGAGACUGAAUCUCCCUCCAAUACCUGGGAGGCGAGGAUAGACAAUGAUGGAAUGUACGACAUCCAUGGUCUGGAUGCGGAUACAAGCUAUACUGUACGGCUGAGCAGCGUGGGACGAACAGGAGCUGGCGAUGGCAGCGAUGGCAAGCGUUUGUCAGGAGAGCCCCUGGAGGAAGUCGUCAGGACAAGUGCCAGAAUCCUGUCAGUCGUCAACACAGCAAAUGCUCUUACUUUCUUGUGGGACGAGCAGCCGAACCCUGAGACAUUCACAGGCUACUUGAUCACAUCCGCCAGUAUCAAUGAGGUCAUACCGAAGCAGAGCGAGGAGACUUCGUACCAAAAAUCCAUAUCGAACUUGACUCCCGGGCAACUCUACGAGGUCUCACUUUUCCUCCAGCCCAUCACUACUUUCCCAGCGCCUUUGGAUCAACUGCAGGUUCGAACAGCUCCAAGUCCUCCAGAGUCUCUUCGUGUUGUAGAUGAAACUAUCACCACGCUGCGCAUUGAAUGGGACUCACCUGCAAGCGGUCUAUACCGGGGCUUUGAAGUCGACAUUUCACCACCAACCGCCCUGCAGGAGCUGCCCAGGAUAGUGGGUAGCGACAUACGCGGAUUUACCUUCGUGGGGCUGAUGCAUAAUUCAGAGUAUACUGUUUCUGUCACAACUAUCAUGGGCGAAGAAGGAUUGGAAGAGAGGAGUACAACAGCAGAAAAGACUGUCAUGACAGCCCGUGGAGAUGGAGAUGAAGUGUACCUCCUGUCUGUUUCAUCAACUGAUGCAGAAAUUGGUUGGACCAGCCCACCUCUUACAAUGGGAUACUUGGAUGGUUCACAGAUUACAGUUUCGGGGCAACGUACCAGGAUUCCAGAUCUCACCCCGGGCAGGCAGUAUACUUUCACAGUUAAUGACGUUGACCUCACGUUCACAACAGUUCCUGAAAGGCCAGAUGGUCUGGAGCUAGAGAGUGUAGGACCUUACUCCUUGGAUUGGAAGGUAGAUACGUCUCUCAAUGACCUCAACUACGAGCGCCUUGAGGUCAGCUACAGCCCCGAGUCCAGUCAGACGGACUCUCCCUUCGACAUCAAUCGCUGCACCGAUGGCACCUUCACCCUUGAGGGGCUUCAGCCGGACACGGAAUAUUCUGUCUCGGUCACUGCGAUUUCUGGUGACACCAGAAGUGACGUACUAACCAGAUAUGGAUUUACAACAUGUGCUCUGGAAGGUCAGCUCCAUGUGGUAUCCCUUAGUAGUGAUGAAAUUGCUCUAGCAUGGGGACCUGUCAACAACAUCCAGGGCUAUGCUGUCAAGUUAUUUAAUGCCAUUGGUAACAACAUGAGGACCUUAUCUCUCUCUGCUAAUAGUAUGAGUGCCACGCUUGACUCCUUGUCGCCAGCAUCCAACUACUCUGUGCAACUUAUUGUGAUGGAUACCGAUGAUGGAAGUGUUCUGCAGUUUGUGACAGAUCCUGCCCCACCCGGCCCAAUCACCUUGCAGUCUUCAACCCAGACCCGCCUCUCAUUUACGUGGACACCAGCCACCAGUAACUUUGACAGUUACGAAUUAUCCAUCUCCGGGGGUGACAUGCCAGAGCCCCGCCCAGUGGGUGUGGUCUAUCCCAACGAGGGGAAUGAAUUUGAAGUGGGUGGUCUUCUUCCAGAUACGACCUAUAACGUCAGGAUCUACUCUGUCUUCUAUGAAUCGCGUAGCAUCGCUUCAGAAGCAUCAUUCAAUACAGAUGAACAAAUCCUAGAGUUUAAUGUUGGUAGCAACCAGAACCUCACCGUUUCGUGGCAGGUACAAGAGGGCGCCGAGUCCUAUCGCCUCAUCUACACGACCACCAACAGAAAUACCAACAGCAUUGCUCGUCCAGCCACCUCUACGUCUAUCACCAUCGACAACCUUCUGUUUGGCGCCAUCUACAAUUUUAGACUCGCCACCAUCGCUGCUGAUGGCACUGAAAUGGAGGUUGCCAAUGCAGAUUUUGUUCAGAGUCCAUUAACUCCAUCCACCAACAUUUCAGACAUCAAAGCAACGACUGCUUUACUCACCUUUUCUCUAAGGGAAGGGAUCUUUGACGAUUACGUUGUCAUGUUAUCGUCUCCGACGGAUAGCUGCGGUGCGCGUCAGCCGGUCUUCACCCUUUCCCGUGAGGCGUGCCCUGAGCUCCUCCUCUUGGACCUGUACCCUAACACCAUGUAUACGGCCCAGGUCUUCGCAAGGACCGGGGAGAGGGGACUCAGUCUUCCUAGUGAAACCACCUUGCAAAAUUUCACCACUGCUACUGUAGUCAAAAAUGAAGUGGAAAUCAGCAAGGUAGGAACUAACUCUUUAGAGAUCAUCUGGAAAACUGACAAUGUCGAUGAAUAUCUCCUGCACUACAGUGGUCCUGAUGGCCCUUUGAUGUCAGACAUUGUCCCCUACAUUGAGAUUAAUUACUACACCUUCGGCGAGCUUACGCCUGGGACGCAGUACAGCAUCAGUGUCAUCAGUCUGAUGAAUAGGGAAAGGCAGGGUGAUGCAUUGGAAGUGAUGCAGUACACAAAGCCUGAUCCAAUCUCGAACCUGGUGCUAACACCCCAAGAAAACACCAUCAACCUCACCUGGACAUCACCCAGCACCAUGUACGACGGCUUCCUCAUCUGCUGGUAUUCUGCUACUACUGAAGACAACAAAGCUUGGCUUGAUGGAGAUGCCACCACCUACCCAUGGGUUAUCUCUACUCCCAACGAGGAGUAUGUUGUUUCUGUUGCUACGUUCGUUGGGGAUCGUGAGGGCGAUUACGUCCUCAGCAAUAAGGUUACUGACUUCAUAACCCUGACUGAGACGUCCCCUCUGAUAUUAAAGGACAUUGCCACAGAUACCAUCUCUGUGUCAUGGGUGACGAUCCCGGGUGUCGUGGACUACACUCUCUCGUACAGCCCUCCAGAUGGCAAUGAGCAAGCCACACAAGACAUUGACGAGUCCUCUGCGAUUGCGGAAGGCCUCAACAACAUUUACUAUGUGAACUUCACUGGGCUCACUCCGGGAAGGGAGUAUACUUUCACUGUCGUCUGGCCCCUGGCUUUUAACUACUCCACCGAUGCCAUUCGCACAAAUCCUUUACCCAUCUACGAUCCUUCCGUCACCAAUACCACCUCCUGCAACCUGCUCUACCAAUGGUGUCUCCCAGAUAGUGACUUUGACAACAUCAGCAUCACCAUCGUCCCUGAUGUCUCGAUGCGAACGUUGAGCCGCGGCAACGGCACCGGUGGAAUGUGUGACUAUCAAACGGUGUACCUUGAUGGAUUGGAGCCUGCAACGUCUUACAACGUUUCAGUUGAGGUGAUGAGCGGAGACAAAAGCAGUGAGGUCGUCAUGGUGUACAGCACAACAGGCGACAGAGGUGGUGCCAUCACUGUAACAGACGUGAGCACUACAAGCCUCAACAUCACUUGGUCGGAAGUGCCCGGCGAGGACGAAUUCACAGUGCAAUGGACGGUUGCUUCUGGAGAUCCCUUAAAUGCAACUGUUUCUGGUGCCCACGAACUUUCAAUCGGAAAUUUGCAGCCAGGGGACGAUGUGCACAUCACCGUUGCGUGGGACUUUCUUUGUUUGCUGCCAUUUAUGAGGCAAUACACAAAACCACUGCCAGUAAAUAACGUGACUCUUGAUGAUAGCACCAUUUUCACUCUUACCAUAUCCUGGGAGAAUCCAAUCGAUGGUUCUUUUAACAUGUUCCUCGUCGAAUACGCUCCGGUUCGGAGUCCUGAUUCUGUGAUGGCCCUAGACCCCAUCAACAUGGGGACCAACACUGCAAUUAUACCUAACUUACAACCGGGUACUUUGUAUAACAUCAUGGUAUAUGCCUUGGCAGGAGAGGAGAGGAGUGAUGCAACAGAAAUAACUGCAAUGACAAGACAACAAAACUCAGAGGAACUACGCCUGCAGACAAGGACGUCCACGUCCAUCUCUGUCUCCUGGGGCAACACCACCCGACCAGAGGUGACUGGUUUCGUAUUGCGUAUUACCUUCCAGGAGGGCGACGCGAUAGACUCUAUAAAGAACGUAAGCCUUGGUGAUGUCCUAGGCGUUGAAUUCAGCGACCUCAUCCCUGGCACUAACUACACCGUUUACCUGCUUGUUGAAGUAGAAGGCCAAUUGGAUACAGCAGUACAUUCCCUUGAUGUCACCACAUUGCCCGGAAUGCCAGGAAACAUCUCCUGUGACCCCACAAAGACCACACAAAGUCUGCUCGAGAUUGAGUGGGGCUCAACGCAGGAGGGUAACUUUGAUGGUUAUGCUAUCAGCACACAGACCGGUGAUGGCGAAGAGAUCCCUCUGGAAUCGGUAGAGAAGGAUGAGCAGCUCCAAGCGACGGCUGACUACCUGAUGGACAACACGAUCUACACCUUCAUCGUCAGGAGUACGCUAGGAGACUUAAGAGGAGAACCUACUACCAUGACCUGCAGGACACAUCCCCAAAACCUAAUGGUCUCCACCUCCACCUCCCCCUCUGGGGGACAAGAAGUCUUUCUCGACUGGCAGGACUAUGGGGCAUCUUCGUACAAGGUGGAAUAUACACCUCAGGAAGGUACACCCAGCUCUCCCAUCUUCCUCGACACCAGGCAGCUGAUCCUCCGCAACCUGUCCCCAGGCACUGCAUACCACUUUACUUUACACUAUACAGCUACGGGAUCGACAACCGGCGUGACCUUUGUGCUUGCACCAUUGCCUGUAGUGCAGGUCAUCAUUGUACUCCGACGGCCCACGUCUUUCACCAUCCAAAUUACUUUGCCACGAAGAGGAAGGUACCGUUUCCUACGCCUGAGGGUCAGACGACGCAGCCAGGGCUUGGACGCUGGACCAGACGGAGACGAAUUCUUGAUUCCGACGGACGCCUGUCCGGAGUAUACCUUCAAUAAUCUUCUACCAGACACAGACUACGCCGUGGAUGUGAACACUGUCGCUGAGGAUGGACGCACAGAGAGCAGUCCGAGUACAAUGGAUGUAACAACACCACGUAUGGAGGAAGGUGACAUUUCUUUCAACGAGGUCACGACCACGUCAAUCAGUUUCGCAUGGGGUAUGGUCUCGGCCGAUACCAACGGACCCUUCGACUUCUACCUUCUGAACUUGAAGAACGAGUUGAGCAUCGAUGUCCAAAACGUCCAGGUGAAUACCAGCGAGACUAGAGAGCAUACCUUCAUUGGUUUGAUGCCAGGCGAGCUGUACAGGGUGGAGCUGAUUGUCAACAGUAACAGACAGAGAAGUGCACCUAUGUACACCCGCCCAGACAAACCAACCGACAUCAUGCUCUCCGACCUCACAACGACAAGUCUCACCAUCGACUGGAAAGCACCGCUUACCAGCUAUCAAGGAUUCAGGCUCUGCUGGGCUUAUGGCGAGACCAACUCGCUGGAGCUUGGACCAGCUGUCAUGGAACGAACGCUGUCAGACUUGGAAGCAGGAGCGGAGUAUUUGGUUUCACUCGCUGCUGUCGUUGGCACGGGGGCUAACCAGAUCACUAGCGAGAAGUUCACUACCAUUGUCACCUUAUUCCCACCUGCUGAGCUCCACGUCAACAUAACCAGCUUCAACACCACCGCAGUCUCCAUAGUUUGGGGGACAGACAUCCCUCUCUUGGACGUCAGCAGCUACGUGGUCAGCUACUGGGAGACUGCCAACAACGGGUCAGUCCAGGACAUCUCGGUGGACGAUCCUAGCCAGACUGACUACACCAUCGACGGUCUGGUGCCAGGCACUCGGUAUAGUUUCAUGGUGGAUGCCCUGGGAACUGUUCAGGCAGUCACCUCCAUCGGAGCCACACAGUACACAAAUCCAGAGACUGUUGCAGAGAUUCGUGUCAUCCCGUCCAUAACCUGCUCUGUUCGUUUGGAGUGGGAUCGACCCGAAGGAAACCUCGAUAGCUACAUCUUCCACUACAACGUGACUCGAGGCACCAUCGUCGGCGCACCCCUCCAACUCGACGUGGCAAUCAACGACACCGCAGAGACCUUGACGUAUCUCUUAGAGGGACUUGAGAAAGAUUCAUCCUCUGACUUCGUCUCGUUAGAAGUCGGUGUCACCACUGUGGCUGGAGCUGGAGAGGAUCAAGUCGAAAGCUUGCAGCAGGUGGUGAAAGAUCUUGAUGUCAAUGUUGUCACCAUCACCAUUUUGGGCCGUGAUCAGAAUUCCAUACAAGCUGAGGUGAAUUCAAGCGUAAGCAAUGUAGAAAGCAUUACAACCGGAUUGUACAACGCCGAGAUGGUGACUAGCAGCACGACAAGAAACUGUUCGACCAUGGAUUGCGAAUCGUUCACGGUGGACUUUGAUACGUUGAAUUCCGGCACUCUCUACACUCUCUAUGCUGCAGUUGUACAGAGCAGUGGACGUGAAGUUGUUCCCUUACUCGCAAAGGCAGCUACAAUCCCAGAAUCCGCGGUUGAUCUCCAAUUCACCAGCAUCGGCAGGGACUAUGUGGUCCUGACGUGGGACAACCCUGCCGGGAUGAUCGAUAGCUACAACAUUUCCUACUAUCCUGUUAAUGACAUCACAAAGCUGAUGUUCGAGGUCGUUCAGGCUGCUGCUGAAAGCAAUGUGCUGAGAGUGGAUGACCUUAAUGAGGGAAUGAAUUACUCCUUCACUGUGGUGUCUCUCCUUGAAGUGGAAGCAGAUCUCCAGGAGAUGGGCGCUCCUGUGGAAGUCUUUGCAGUUGUUGGAGUUCUGGGAAGCUUAAACAUCACAGCAUUCGAUGAGACCACCAUUAGCAUUGAAUGGGAGCAAGUUGACGUAGAAGAGUACAUUCUCUCCUACGAUGCACUGGAGGGAGGGUCUGGUAACGUGACCGUUCAAUCAACUGACCCCAAUUCCUACACCUUCACCGGCUUGACCCCUGGUACACAAUACACCAUUGGUGUCCAGCCAGGUAUAUACGCUGCACUUGAGAAGACGCAGUCCACAGUUCCGAAUCCGCCAACAAACUUAAGAACCACGAUGGUGGCAGCGCAGAGUAUAACAGUCAGUUGGGAUCCACCUUCAGAGGGUGGGAGCGAUACGUAUAACAUCACCUACAAUGUAACCGGAGGGCAGCCGCCAUCUCCCCACACUGUAUCAACAUCGGAAACGUCUGUGACAUUUAGCAACCUGACACCUCUGACUGAGUAUUUCUUCACGAUAGUGAAUAUUUGGAAAUCUCUACCAAGCCGUUCAGAGCUAACCAGGGCGACUACAUCUGCCCAGACUCUCAGUCUGGCCGUAACCCCUAAAUCCACCACCGAAUUCACCGUGAGCUGGGAAGACCUGGACACCGAGGCCUUUGACCAGUACUGCGUCAGGUAUGAACCGUACGAGGCGAGGGUACUCAGGCAACAGGAGAGUUUUUCUGUAUCCAGGGACAUCCGAUCUGCCCGGUUCUACGGUCUAGAUCCGGGCCAGGAGUACACGGUUUUUGUCACAAGCUGCUCCAAUUUCUCGGAGGCAACAAGCCAUGCAAAUGAAAGAAUUUCGUUCAGAUUAGAUCCGGCUGCCAUCGCAGAGAUCCGCAUUAUGGACGGCUCCCUCGGUCCUCGCGCUGUGAUGCUGGAAUGGGACCAACCCGAGGCCGAGGGUAUCCGUGGACUCUACGAAGUAACCCUUGACCCCGCAGACGAGGGCAGUGUGGAUGUGGAUGGGGAUGAGCUUCCUGUCAACAUCACUGGCGUCAUGACCAGUAUUAAAAUCCUGAACUUGGCAGCCGGCAAGGGCUAUACAGUUGGAAUAACCGCCAUCAGUGGAGACAAAAGAAGCGAAAAUACAACCUUCCUGUUUUACACACUACCUGAUCCUCCUCAAAACCUUGUCAUCUCUGAGAUCGGGGAAGACACAGCAACGUUAUCCUGGGCAGAUCCUGCUGAGAUGAACUUCGCUAUUGUCGAUGUUGUCAUGACAACGAUGCCAGCAACGAAGACUGUGAUCUUAAAACUGAACACCAACACAGUUGAGCUGACCAACCUGGUCCCAGGGCAAACUUAUACUGUCCAACUUGCAUCAGUGAUACGGCCAGAUGAUGCACUGAACCAGCCAGAAGUGAUUGGAGAGCCUCAGGUGUCAUCCCCCUUCCUGAUGAAACCUGCCUCACCAUCUGACAUCUCCGUAAGCAACAACGAAUUGACACGAGUAACUGUAACAUGGCAGCCAAGCGAGGGUGUGGUUGCACGAUACAGUUACACCUACGGCCUUCCGGGCUCCACGGUCACGGCCAGCGAAACCACCACAACAACCGACACCUCCAUCCAGCUGUCCAAUCUCACACCCAGCACGCGUUACGAGUUCCGCCUGUGGGCAGAAAGCGAUCAGACGGAAGGAAGCGAAACAAGCUCCAGUGAUGUCGUAACAGUUAAUAUCGUCACAAAGCCAUACAGCCCAUCUUUUACAGGAAGCGAGGUUAUGGCUACAUCUAUUACAUGGACAUGGAGCUCGCCAUCUACGAUUGUUACCAAUUUUGUAAUCUCAAUCAAAGAUGACACAGGCGCUAACAUCAACACACAAAGUGUACAAGAAGGCUUGAUGAGUUAUACAGAAGAGAAUCUGGCCUCAUACACUGUUUAUGACGCUGUUCUCCAAGCUGUCUUCUUCAAUGUACCUAGCGAUCCUGUCGCACUGGCAGUAAGAACACUGCCGUCAAUGCCUAGUGCGGUCGGUGGACUGACCAUCACCAAGACUGGUAUCGUUGAUGCUGAGGUCAGCUGGUCUUCUCCUUUGCUUCCAAAUGGCGUCAUUGCCAACUACUCCCUGACCAUUCACAUCUCACAUGACAAUGGCACCCUCUCUCCAUAUGGGGAUACUGUCACCAUUAGUGCUGUGGCUGAGCCGACAGAAUACUCACAGGAUGUCAUUGGCUUGGCUGCAGGGCAGUACUAUGUUUUCUCGGUGUACGCUACCAACCAGGUCGCGUCUAGUAAUCAAAGGUCGACCACCAGAACCCUGUUUGCUGAAACAGCUCCACCGACUCCACCUCGUGGUGCAACUCCCUCGUUGGUCUCCCGAGGCAGCACUAUCACCAUCACUUUUUUCAAUCUCUUUGAUACUGCGUUUGGACGCAUCGUGCGCUUUGCAAUCAUUGUGCAAGAACGUGUUGAUGGCGGUACCGUCGUCAUCACAGCCAAACGUCAGACCACAUCUACACUCACCUGGGCUGAAGCCAGAAGGACACGCCCUGUUCCCUCCUACCAGACCACGCCUGAUGACUAUAACCCUUUUGCUGAUGGGGCAGGUGUAACCACCUUCAGAGUUGGGUCACAGUCCUGUGAUCCUGAUGAUCUUACUGCCUAUUGCAAUGGGGCUCUCUACCCUGGUACCUCUUACAGAUUUGCUAUUAGAGCGUAUGGUGUGGACGGCAAGUUUGUGGAUACUGAAUUCAGCUCUCCAUUUAGAACAGAUCCCGACAGAGGAAUAUUUGUCAUCCCGGCAAUUGUCCUUGCCAUCAUGGUAGUCAUCAUCCUCAUCAUCUUCAUGGCCAUGGGAUUUGGAUGCUGCGGAAAACCGGAUGAUGGUAUGUACUCUGAUGACAGUAAUGGAUAUGGCAAUGACUACAGCAACGGCAACGGCUACAGCAAUGGCAAUGGCAAUGGCAUUAUGAAGAGGGCGCUAAUCAACGAUGGAGUAAAUACGUACGCAUACCAGCAGCCACAAAUAAUGGAGCACUCGUUCACGAAUAUACCCGAUUACUCCACGAUACCACCUAACAGGGGAACCACAGCCCAAGUUCACCAACCUUCCACCACGCAUACCCGUCCUACCAAGAAGAAUAUGUUUGCCCAACACGUUGCCAAGAUGUCUGCUCGCAACAAUGCUGGAUUCAGUGAUGAAUAUAAUAAUUUGCCAGCGAUGGAAAAGACUCGAGCGGUGACUGCGGCUCGACAGGCCAGAAAUGAUGAUAAGAACAGAUACAGGAACAUCUUGCCUUAUGACUACACCAGAGUCCAACUGAAAGGAGUAGCCGGUACCGAUUACAUCAAUGCAAGUUACAUUAAGGAUGAUCAUGGACAGAAGAAGUACAUUGCGACCCAAGGACCCUUGCCAAACACCAUUGAACACUUCUGGGAGAUGGUUUGGGAAAACCAGACCAGUACCAUUGUGAUGAUGACUGCAUUGGUGGAAGGAGGAAAGACCAAAUGCGAGCACUACUGGCCAGCUGGAGAAGAGCCUCAACUGCAUGGCAACGUGACUGUCACCCUUGUUGGCAGUAACCAGACCGAUAACUUCAUCGAACGCACACUUCUCCUAGAAAAGGAGGGUACAGAACGCACCGUGACCCACUACCAGUACCUCGCCUGGACCGACCAUGGCGUGCCCGAGUCCACUGCCCCUCUAGUGGGGCUACUCCGUCAGGUCAAAGUGACUAACCAGGAAGAUGGGGCAGCAACCGGUCCGAUCGUCGUCCACUGCAGUGCUGGUGUUGGCAGGACAGGAACGUUCAUCGCUGCUGAUAUGUUAAUGGAUGCCAUACAACGAUCCACUGCUACCGACUACAUUGACGUUGCUGGUACUAUAGCGAAGAUCAGAGAGCAAAGAGCCCUCUUGGUUCAAACACUGUACCAAUACAUCUAUCUUCAUCGUACCGUGCUUUCCUUGAUCGAGGAGCAAUAAGGAUCAUACUCCAGAAUGGACUUUUACUACACCCAGAGACACUCCAUGAGAUUCGAUUGGGUUAACUCUGCAUAUCUAGUAAAUAAAAUAAAAAAUGCUCGUUCACAUAUGACCGGGAAUGCCACCGCGCAUAAACUGCUGCGGUUUCCUUAUGUUUAAACGAAUGUAAACUGCACGCAACAAUGGUCUUAUGCAUUAAACUUAGAUGUAGCUUUAUGCUAUCCAAUAGGCAAUGUGAAGCAUAUUACACUUUACGUCUUCAGGGGGGUGUUUCACAAAGAUUCUAAGUUGAACUU